AUGUCUUCAUUAGUUACUCUUAAUAAUGGUUUGAAAAUGCCCCUAGUCGGCUUAGGGUGCUGGAAAAUCGACAAAAAAGUCUGUGCAAAUCAAAUUUAUGAAGCCAUUAAGUUGGGUUACCGUUUAUUCGAUGGUGCUUGUGACUAUGGCAACGAAAAGGAGGUUGGUGAAGGGAUCAGGAAAGCCAUUUCUGAAGGUCUUGUUACUAGGAAGGAUAUAUUUGUCGUUUCCAAGUUAUGGAACAAUUUUCAUCAUCCUGACCAUGUCGAAUUAGCUUUGAAGAAGACUUUGAACGAUAUGGGACUUGAUUACUUAGAUCUGUAUUAUAUUCAUUUCCCAAUCGCCUUCAAAUAUGUUCCCUUUGAAGAGAAAUAUCCACCAGGAUUUUACACGGGUGCAGAUGACGAGAAGAAGGGCCACAUUACUGAAGCACAUGUGCCAAUCAUAGAUACGUACCGGGCCCUGGAAAAAUGUGUUGAUGAAGGCUUGAUUAAGUCUAUUGGUGUCUCCAACUUUCAAGGGAGCCUGAUUCAGGAUUUGUUACGUGGCUGUAGAAUCAAGCCCGUAGCUUUACAAAUCGAACACCAUCCUUACUUGACCCAAGAACACCUAGUGGAGUUUUGUAAAUUACACGAUAUCCAGGUAGUUGCUUAUUCUUCCUUCGGUCCUCAAUCAUUCAUCGAGAUGGACUUACAGUUAGCAAGGACCACGCCAACUCUGUUCGAGAAUGAUGUGAUCAAGAAGGUCUCACAAAACCACCCAGGCAGUACUACUUCUCAAGUGCUACUAAGAUGGGCAACUCAGAGAGGUAUUGCCGUCAUUCCAAAAUCCUCUAAAAAGGAAAGAUUACUUGGCAACUUAGAAAUUGAAAAAAAAUUCACUCUAACAGAGCAAGAACUGAAGGAUAUUUCUGCUCUAAAUGCCAACAUCAGAUUUAAUGACCCAUGGACCUGGUUGGAUGGUAAAUUCCCCACUUUUGCCUGA
Molecule: messenger RNA, 984 nt
Organism: Saccharomyces paradoxus
Lineage: Eukaryota; Fungi; Ascomycota; Saccharomycetes; Saccharomycetales; Saccharomycetaceae
Gene: GRE3
Product: trifunctional aldehyde reductase/xylose reductase/glucose 1-dehydrogenase (NADP(+))
Exons: 1
Coding region: 1-984 (327 amino acids)
Cellular component (GO): cytosol
Molecular function (GO): aldose reductase (NADPH) activity
Source: RefSeq, a predicted model, not a curated record